CUUACAUAAUUUUUCUCUUGGUUGCGAAUUAAGGUUGGAAAUGAGAAAAGGAAGACGGAAGUGAGAGAGGAGGCACUGAGCAUCCAACAAUGGCCUUGUUCUCUGCUACCGCAACCGUUCUUCCUCGGAACCUCGCAUUCGCUUCCUCCACCAAACUCUCCCUCUCUCACAGUCACUCUCUUCUACAUCACUUCCUUUCAUUCCCCACUCCCAAAUCAUCAAACCCUCGCAACCGGGUCGCAAUCUCUCUCCAAACCCCACGCGCUCAAUCCGGCGCGUCCGCCUCCGCCUCCUUCCAUGGCCUCUGCUACGUCGUCGGCGACAACAUCGACACCGACCAGAUCAUUCCCGCGGAGUACCUCACCCUCGUCCCUUCGAAGCCCGACGAGUACGAGAAGCUCGGCUCCUACGCCCUCGUCGGCCUCCCCGCCACCUACGCCGCGCGCUUCGUCGACCCCGGCGAGACCAAGACCAAGUACUCCAUUGUCAUUGGCGGCGCCAACUUCGGCUGCGGCUCCUCCCGCGAGCACGCUCCCGUGGCGCUGGGCGCUUCCGGCGCCGCCGCAGUGGUCGCGGAGUCGUACGCUAGGAUCUUCUUCCGGAACUCCGUGGCCACCGGCGAGGUGUAUCCGCUGGAAUCGGAGGGACGCCUCUGCGAGGAGUGCACCACCGGCGAUGUGGUAACGAUUGAGCUCGGAGAGAGCCGUUUGAUCAAUCACACCACCGGAAAGGAGUAUCGCUUGAAACCGAUCGGCGACGCGGGUCCGGUGAUCGAGGCCGGUGGCAUCUUUGCCUAUGCCAGGAAAACCGGCAUGAUUCCUUCUCGUUGAGAUAUUGGCAUGGAAGUAGAUAUUUGGGGAAGCUGGAACCACUCGUGGAACUGUGUUACCUUUGGCAGCAGCUACCAAUUAUUUGAGUAUAUACUAUUUGCAACAUACUGCUUUCUCAACUCAGAUUUUAUCUCGCAUUAUGCAGUUUUGACAUUUGACAGACAGUCAAUUCCGCAGAUAGAUUACUGCAUUAGACUUAUUUGUAUUUUAGGAAAUAUGAAGUUUUCAUUAUGUCGAAGUUUGGAUGAAAUCAGCAGGAUUUUAGUAUAUUCUGGUUUGUAAUCUCUUGCAUUGCAAAGGCUGAUUUGAGAGACUUGUUUUUAAAUAAUAUAAAAUAAAACGGGCGGAUUAGAUCCUUCACAACUAA
This is a messenger RNA of Glycine soja, 1197 nucleotides long. Its product is annotated as 3-isopropylmalate dehydratase small subunit 3-like. Gene Ontology annotation, molecular function: hydro-lyase activity. The record is from RefSeq and is a predicted model, not a curated record. The transcript has 2 exons. The coding region runs from base 90 to 830 and encodes 246 amino acids. NCBI's taxonomy places the organism in Eukaryota, Viridiplantae, Streptophyta, Magnoliopsida, Fabales, Fabaceae.